This is a messenger RNA of Pseudophryne corroboree (corroboree frog), 2927 nucleotides long. RefSeq names its product serine/threonine-protein phosphatase 2A regulatory subunit B'' subunit beta-like. The transcript is spliced from 14 exons. Gene Ontology annotation, cellular component: protein phosphatase type 2A complex. The record is from RefSeq and is a predicted model, not a curated record. Gene Ontology annotation, molecular function: calcium ion binding; protein phosphatase regulator activity. Gene Ontology annotation, biological process: protein dephosphorylation. NCBI's taxonomy places the organism in Eukaryota, Metazoa, Chordata, Amphibia, Anura, Myobatrachidae. Bases 246 to 1994 code for a protein of 582 amino acids.
GGAAAGUGGCCGCGGGAACUAUAUUCUCCAAUAAGUGACAUUGCCACCCGGCUUCCGCUAAGCGCUGUAGUUGUUGCUGUGAUAUAGCGGAAGUGUACAGGCUGUAGGCUGGGUGUACUGCUGUCACUGACAGUUACUUGCAACUCCCCGUGCGCCGGACACAGGUACCCAGGUGACUAUGCGGCAGCCGCUGCUGGGAGGAGGUAACCUACCCAUUUGCUAAAUUGAGAAUUUCUCUGUAACUGAUGAGCUUAAUCAUGCCUGUGAAUCAGGUUCUUCAGCCGGUUUUAAAAUUGAAAGUAGAUGAACUAUUUCUCUAUUGGUUGAGUGAAACACCAACACAAUUGCUGCUAAAGGACUAUCUAAGAAGAAUAAAGAAAGGAGAAAAUGUUCUGCCUGAGACCGCCGAAGAUGAGGGAGACCUUUCAGUGUCAAGUAGUAAAAUGCAGUCUGCACAUAAGAUGGUGGAUAACUUCUCUUUAUCACCAGUGACUCCUUGUAGUCCACCAUCUCGCUCACCAUCUGCUCUCCCCAUUGGUGCAUGUGGCAGCCCAAGAAGCGGAUCUACUCCUAGAACACGCAGAUCCACUAGGUCGAGAUUGGUACAGCCAAAGAGAGAGGAACCGCGGACUCCUACCUUAAGCCAGAACAUUCCAAAAUUCUAUUUUCCUAAAGGGUGCCCAAAAGAAAAUAUUAAUGUGGAUAGUAUUAUUUCAAAGAUUGAGAACACUUUUGCUGUACUUCCGAAUGAGAAGGCAACACUUGAUGAUAUGGGGAAAGUAGCUAAGGCUUGUGAUUGUCCUCUUUACUGGAAAGCACCAUUGUUCCAUGCAGCUGGUGGAGACAGGACUGGACAUGUGUCUGUUCACAAGUUUGUGGCUAUGUGGAGAAAGAUCUUGCAGACCUGUCAUGAUGAUGCUGCAAAGUUCAUGCAGCUCUUGGCCAGACCAGGCUGUAGCUAUUUGGAGCAGGAGGACUUCAUUCCAUUUUUACAAGAUGUUGUGAACACUCAUCCACAUCUAACUUUUUUGCGAGAAGCCUCAGAAUUCCAUUCCCGCUACAUCACCACAGUGGUUCAGAGGAUAUUUUACAAUGUGAACCGAUCAUGGUCUGGGCGAAUCACAUGUCCGGAGCUCAGGAAGAGCAACUUACUGCAGCACGUGGCCUUGCUGGAGGAGGAAGACAUCAACCAGUCAACAGAUUAUUUUUCUUAUGAACACUUUUAUGUAAUUUACUGUAAAUUCUGGGAGCUCGACAGUGACCAUGACUUGUACAUAGAUGAGCAAGACUUAUCCAAGCACAAUGACCAUGCCAUAUCGAGUAGAAUUAUUGAAAGAAUCUUCUCAGGAGCUGUAACACGAGGACAAAAAGCACAGAAGAAGGGGAAGAUUAGCUAUGCAGACUUCGUAUGGUUUCUCUUGUCUGAAGAGGACAAGAAAACACAGACAAGUAUUGCAUAUUGGUUUCGCUGCAUGGACCUUGAUGGAGAUGGCGUGUUAUCAAUGUAUGAGCUGGAGUAUUUCUAUGAGGAACAGUGCCAGAAGAUGGAAAGCAUGGCCAUUGAGCCAUUACCUUUUGAGGACUGUCUUUGUCAGAUGUUGGAUCUUGUCAAACCACAAUGUGAAGGUAAAAUUACUCUUCAUGACCUGAAGAAAUGCAAGCAGGCAAAUCUGUUUUUUGACACUUUCCUAAAUCUAGACAAGUACUUGGACCAUGAACAGAAAGAUCCAUUCUCUAUAUUGCGUGUUAGUGAAAACGAAGGACAAGAACUUUCAGACUGGGAAAAAUAUGCUGCAGAAGAAUAUGCCAUUUUAGUAGCUGAAGAGGCUGCGACAGAACAGUGGAAUGAUGGGUAUGAGGCAGAAUUAAAUGCCUUGGAGGCAGACAUAUCCAAUGAUAAGUAUGGAAUGGAUAAGAGACUCUGCUUGGACAUGGCUUCUGAACAGUCACAAGUAGACCUUGAAGAAUAUGACUAUGAAGAAGACUUUGAAUAAAUAUUCGGUGAUGGAGGGACAUUCUGCAGCUGGUCUGCCACAUGCCCUUUGUACAUUAGCUGUGGACAGCACUUUAUUCAUGUUAUACAGAAUUACUGCAAGGUUCAAUGACUAUCAAAACCAAUGUGUUUUUAUUUAUUGCUAAACAAUAUUUAAUUAAUUUAAUUUUAUCACUUUGCUUUGCUGUGCUAAAUGCUUUGGUAGAUGAGUCCUGCAUUUCAGUAAUGUGAACUCAUCAAUAUUUUACAUGUUAUCAGCCAUGUUUGUUCCUAAUGAUAUCUGUGUUGUAAACAGAUGGCAAGUUCAGUGAUUGUCAAUGCUAGUGAAAGGCCAAUUACAAAGAACAUUUAAAAAAAAAUAGAGACAUGUUAAAGAGAACCCUACUACUUGGCAAACUUUAUAUUUUAUAAUCUAAUCUCCUUUUAUACAAAGUGAUCUAAAAGGUAUCUUAAUCUGGUGUAAAGCUUCGAGCAGACCAAGGCAAUAUGUCUAUCCAAUUUAACUGAAACUUGUAUGGAAGAACAAAUACUGUAGAUCAGUGGCUGAGGGAACUCUGGUUUUACACUACUGUACUAAAGCAAUAGCUCUCCUGACCCCCUGUUGCGGAAUAUUGUGGUAGCAUAUGCUGGCCCUAUGUAUGAGCAUUGUGCUAUGGGUGCAUAUACUGUAGAAACCAUUUGUUUCAAUGUUGUUCUUGUCACAUUCCAUUUAUUACACGUCCCAAUAAUGACUAGCCUUACUCUCUACGUGUUUUCUCCUUCAGAAAAAAAAGUGAACAAUAUUUGUUAUGAGUGCCUUUAAAUGUGUAUAUAUGUACAUUUGUGGAAUGAUUUCCCCCCCCCCCCCAAUAUCUUAUAAUAUUAAAUUGCAGUGUAGAAACCUUUAUAGAAUUUAUAUAUUGUAUUUUGAAAUAAACUAUAUUUUGCACACAAA